This is a messenger RNA of Chondrus crispus (carragheen), 180 nucleotides long. RefSeq lists its product as hypothetical. Lineage: Eukaryota; Rhodophyta; Florideophyceae; Gigartinales; Gigartinaceae. The transcript has a single exon. The coding region runs from base 1 to 180 and encodes 59 amino acids. The record is from RefSeq and is a predicted model, not a curated record.
AUGGAACCACAUGGCCAAACUGUGAAGCGGUUGCAGUAUCAAUUCGCUUCAUAUCUUCCACGAACUAAAGCGAUUACUUCCACAAUGAUGUUGGCAUGUGCCGACAACGCUGAUAAAGUCGCAAAACCGUUGCAAGAGAUCUCUCUAAAAUCCACUAGUGAAUGGGCACUCACCCUAUAA